AUGGAUAGAGCAAUUGAAACUUUUGUCGAUGAUAUUAGGUCCGGUGAUUUCGUCCUGUUUUUUUUUGCUGGACAUAGUGUACAAUCGGAAGAUCAGAACUAUUUGUUGCCAUGUGAUGACGAUCGUAUUAGAAACUUGCCUGAUUUAAAAUAUCGAGCUGUAAAUGCACAGCGAGCGCUAGAGCUGAUGUCUGCUAAGGCUCCUUUCGUUAUUGUGUAUCUUCUCGAUUGUUGUCGCACCUACUUGUUACCAAGUUUGGCUAAAAGCAGAGCUACGGAAAUUUCAUCAAGAGGAAUGGCUCCUAUGAUCGCAAGGGGUGGUUCUUUGGUUGCUUCCGCCUGCGCACCUGGAGAAACGGCCGCGGAUGCGACAUCGAAUGGACGUAAUGGACUUUUUACUUAUCAUCUUUUGCAGCAGAUGACGAAACCAGGCGAAAAUAUAACAAUGUUAAUGUUAGAUUUAACACAAGCAGUGGCAACUGAAACAAACCAGAAGCAAAUACCUUAUUAUACAAGCUCAUUACAAACACGAGAUGUAUACUUAGUACCACCUACAACGCAGACUCCACGCCCAGAAUUAAUAUUAUCGCAAGUGGCACAAUUAUCCCUUAAUUCAGAAAUGAAUGGUGAGUAA
Messenger RNA from Adineta steineri, 633 nucleotides. The record is from the annotation of a GenBank genome assembly. NCBI's taxonomy places the organism in Eukaryota, Metazoa, Rotifera, Eurotatoria, Adinetida, Adinetidae.